Messenger RNA from Panicum virgatum (switchgrass), 2478 nucleotides. RefSeq names its product protein ALTERED PHOSPHATE STARVATION RESPONSE 1-like. The record is from RefSeq and is a predicted model, not a curated record. Lineage: Eukaryota; Viridiplantae; Streptophyta; Magnoliopsida; Poales; Poaceae. The transcript is spliced from 6 exons. Bases 1 to 2478 code for a protein of 825 amino acids.
AUGGGGUGCGGCCACUCCAAGCUGCCGCGCCGCGGCAGCUCCUCGGCCGCCGUCGCGCUCUGCCGCAACCGGUCCGCGCUGCUGGCCGAGGCCAUCGCCCGGCGCUACGCGCUCGCGGACGCCCACCGCGCGUACGCGGUCUCGCUGAGCGCCACCGGCGCGGCGCUGCACGACUUCCUCCGCGCCGUCCAGGACGCCACCCCGCCGCAAGCCGGGCCCGGUGCCGGCGACUCGCCGCCGAACGGGGACGAUGCCGACGCGGUCGUCCCUCCCGCCGCAACGGCAUCGCCGCCGGCCCCGGCGUCGCCUGACGCCUCAGAUGAGGAGCAGGACGAGGACGUUGAUGACGGUGGCGACAUGCUUUCGCCCUCGCCCGAGGACGAGGACGAAGCCUCUGAUGAUGGCGACGGGAUUACCAAUUCCCCGUCCGACGAUGAGGCCGGCGCCGAGCCGCCGCCUCUCCCCAGGCCCGUCUCGCCGGCGCCCCAGCCGCUGCAGAUGGCCCCGCCGUACGAUCCUGGCUAUCCCCCAGAGUUGGGUUCUGUCCAUCCUCCGCCGCCUUACAGCUAUGGUCCCGUCCCCGGCCCGGCAUAUGGAUACGGUGGGGGCUACGGCGGCGCCGACAUGGGUGGCUACGGCCAGAGUUUCUACAACUACAACAUCAGCUACCAGAGCCAGCCCCCGCCGCCGUCUGUGGCCAUCGAGCAGCACCCCCAAGCUACCGAUGCCACCGUCCAGUACUACCGCUACCAGGGUGAGGCCACCGCGAGCUCCGACGCCCACUAUAGCGGAUCGCCGCUGCCUACGCCGUCGCCGCCGCGGGUGUCGGCCUGGGAUUUCCUGGAUCCGUUCCAAGCAGUCGAAAGCUACCACCAAGAUCACCCGGCACCGGCGGCUGCCCCGGCGAUCCAUGCUCCUAGCCUGAGCUCGGAUGACAUCGAGGAGGACGAGGACAUUCCCGAGCUGGAGGACGAGGAAUCGGGAGUGGUCGUCAGGGAGGCUCACGCCGGGGAGGAGUGCACCUGCGUGAACAGUGUUAGUGAAGAGAUCAUGCACGAGACCAGUUCCAGUGAUGAUGAGCUAGACAGCAAGUCCGAUGGCAAUAGCAGCUGCGAGGAGGAGCCUGAGGGGCAUAUCGAGUUCAGAUCAUCGGAUGCCAUUAGCAGCAGCAUUGUCGAUGGAGUGGAGAGUGUGGUGGAAGAACAGCUGAAUGAUCCAGGCGUCGCUGAGCCGCCUGCUGCUGUGCCAGAGAGGAUGUACAACAGUGAUGUCGAGGUGGUACAGGAGAUCAAGUUGCAGUUUGACAAUGCCUCAAAGUCAGCUGGUGAUGUCAGCAAGAUGCUUGAGGUUGACAAGAUGCCUUACAACCAGAAGAAGAACUCAGGAUUAAAAGUGCCCUCAAUGAUGAUUUGCGGACAACCUUUGAAGGGCAAGGCGAUUAUGCAGUUUGAGGAGGAAAAGGCUAUGGAAUGUGGCAACCUUUCAUCUUCAUUGCAGAAGCUCUACAUAUGGGAAAAGAAGCUUCUUAAGGAAGUCAAGGCUGCGGAGAAGAUAAGGAUCCUUUAUGAAAAGAAGCAUAAAGAGCAAAAAAAAUUGUAUUACGGUGGUGCAGAGGCUCAUAAGCUUGAGGCCAUUGAAAUUGAUGUGAAGAAGCUAGCAACAAAGUUAAAUAUUGCCAUUCACAUUGCCAAUGCUACUUCCAAAAACAUCAACAAGCUGAGGGAUGAUGAGCUUUGGUUUCAAACAAAUGAGUUGAUAAGAGGGUUUAUGCAAAUGUGGCAUACAAUGUCACAUUGCCACCAGAUGCAAUGGCUUGCCUUGUCUCAUGCUAAGAGCAUGGACUCAAACAUGGCAGCUCCAAGAUUAAGUGGAUAUCAUAUUGAUCUACUCAAGCAGCUGGAGCUCCAAUUGCUGGAUCUGAUUACAAACUUUGCUCAUUGGUUAAAUGCUCAGAAGAACUAUGCAACCUAUUUGAACGAAUGGCUCAAGAAGGGAAUCGAGUAUGAGCCUGAAGUGACAGAUGAUGGGGUGCCUCCGUUUUCACCUGGACACUUAGGAGCGCCCCCAGUUUUUACAAUUUACAACAAUUGGGCAGUCAGCAUGGAAAGGAUAUCGAAGGCUGAAGUAGUAGGCGCAAUGCAUGCUUUGGCCUCCAAUGUUAUGAGCCUCUGGGAGCAUCACAGGUCAAUGGACGUGGAUGACAAGGUGAUGCGCAAGCAUCACAGGUCAAUGGACAUGGAUGACCAGGUGAUGCGCAAGGCGGUCAAGAAGCUGAUGCUCCUUUCCAACCAGCAGAGAGGCAUUUCUUCAUCUGCACAGGCUGAUGCAGCUGGUCUACAGUCGUGCAUGAAUAGAGUUUUUGAAGCAAUGGAGAGCUUUGCUACAGACUGUGAGAAUGCCUACAAGGAUCUGAAUCGUCGCGUUGAAGAAAAGAGAGCUCCAGCUGCAGACUUCGCAACGGGUGCAGAGGGAAACUAG